GUAGACUUGGCUCUAUUUAUGUUUGGUGUCUGUGCUCUUAGAAAACAUUAACAACAUCCUCAAGUGUGCUUCAGGAAAUGGCUGACUUAUCAUUAUAUUUAACUAAUAUUUCUUUGGGAGGAACUAUGGAAGCUGAUAAAAGUCCAGAAGUGGUGGGAGACAUGGAGAGUGUGGAGAUGGGCACCUCAGCGAAUAGGAAGACAAAGGUCAAGCUUCCCCGCAGGACCAUCUACUUUGCUAGUGGUGAAACAAUGGAGGAGUUCAGUACUGAUGAAGAGGAAGAGGAAAUUGUGGAGAAAAAGGCAGUUACUGUGGAUACAUCUCAACUGACUUGGGGACCUUACUUCUGGUUCCAUAUGUGGAGAAUGGCCACCUCAACCAUAUCAGUGUGCGACUACAUGGGAGAGAAACUUGCCUCAUUUUUCGGCAUUACCUCCCCUAAAUACCAAUACGCUAUAGACGAGUACUACCGGAUUAAGAAGGAGCAAGAGGAGGAAGAGGAAGAGAACCGUCUAGCUGACGAGGCUGAGCGUCAAUUUGCCGAGCAGCGAAGGAGCGAGAAGAAUAAUCCGGUUCCGACUACAUUUCAGCAGCCUGAAGCAUCGCAAACUUCCUUUGUAAAUGUGUCUUUUGACCAUGAGCCGGAAGCACCUCUUAAUAGUGGUGACAACAGGGCACCUUGUCCUCUCCCCUCCUGACGGCACAAAAACCUUUUAUUUGAAACUAGGUUGAAUGCUAAUCUAUUUAUAACAAUGAUUAAUCGAAAUAAUGUUUAUUGUAUUUUGCCGAAAUUGGAUUCUAGAACUGGAAAAAGAUGUUAUUGCAUUGUACGGAGACUCACACCGGUGCCUGGGUAGAAAAAAAAAAAGAAGAGGUAAUCUAUAUACGCAGUUUACUAAUCUAUGAUCACAGAUUAGUCGACUGUAGGUACAGUUUAGUAAUUUGUAGCCACAGUUUACACCCAAAGUAAAAAGCUGAAUUGUCUUCUAAAUUUAAACUGUUUAAACCAGUUUGCUAAUCUGUGGGUACAGAUUAGUAAACUGUUAGUACAGUUUAGUCAUCUGUACCCACAGUUUACUAAUUUAUGGGUACAGUUACCUAUAAUUUAAUAAUCUAUACCCUCAGAUUUUUAAUCUGUGGGACAAUUUUUGUCAUCUGUAACCACAUACUAAUUUGUACCCACAUAUUAGUAAAACAGAUAAUUACCGGAUUUUUUCCCUACCGUCACAAGGGGAUCUGUUGAAUUGACAUCCACUUCUGAUUUUUCUGGAGCGCAGGUGUCAUUUUGUUUGGCACGCGAAAGUAAAUCAUGUGGAUCAACUUUGUUUCUGUCUAAAAUAAAAUGUUUCUGUCAUCCUUGAUACUGUAUAUUACUUCAAAUAAAAAAUUAAGCAUUUUCGGAGAGUAAAAA
Corythoichthys intestinalis (scribbled pipefish) is the source of this 1411-nucleotide messenger RNA. RefSeq names its product family with sequence similarity 177 member A1 (gene fam177a1a). Lineage: Eukaryota; Metazoa; Chordata; Actinopteri; Syngnathiformes; Syngnathidae. The record is from RefSeq and is a predicted model, not a curated record. Bases 78 to 698 code for a protein of 206 amino acids. The transcript is spliced from 5 exons.